Prorocentrum cordatum is the source of this 3033-nucleotide messenger RNA. The record is from the annotation of a GenBank genome assembly. Lineage: Eukaryota; Dinophyceae; Prorocentrales; Prorocentraceae.
AUGCACGUGCCGAUGGCCGCCGUGAUGCGAGUGUUCCUUCUCAUGGCCCUGGCGGCCACCAUGGUCCUGGCGCUGUGGACUACCCGCGGCUCACUCCGAGCCUCGCGAGGGAGCUUGAGGCUGCGCCCGCGUCCCCUGAUCACGAAGAGCGUGGUGGACGAGCCGAUCCUCUGCAUGGGGCGGACACCUGGCGCCAGGCACCAGCGCCAGCGGGUGGCCCUGCCCUCCCUGCUGGGACUCACGGUGGUGCCGCUCCUGCCCCUGCUGAUAGUGACGGCUCUGCUGCAAAUGGACGGGGUCCGCAUCGAUAUCAACAACAUCAUGGACCAGGCGCAUCGGGACAUGCGCACCACGGUGGUGGGCCUCUUGCAGCCGCAGAUUGCUCGCCUCGACAAUCACAGCAGCGAGAUUCGUCAACUUCAGGAGCGUACUGCGGCUUUUGAGGCGCAGCAAGGUGCUCUUCGUGCUGACAUGGACGAGGUGCAACGCUCGCUGGCGCAGGCACGGGCUGCAGAGUCUGGCGCAGUGGACUUGGCGCGAUUGGCAUCGUACGACAGGCCACCUGACCCGAGCGUCUUCAGGAUCGGCUGUGCCCAGGCUACCGCCGACAGCGAGGUCAAGAAUGGCAUCGCGCAGUGGAUCAGGGAAGCGGGCAUCACCGACGACCAGUUCGCGAUUCACGGUCAGAGCCCUGGCAAAGUUUUCUACCUCCAUCUUCUUGGGGGUGCUCCUGGGGUGGCUCGGGCGAUCAAGCUCGCCCAGCAUCUCCAAUUACCUGGUGGGACCCGGCGGCGGUUCACAGCAGCGGCAGUCAGCGGCGCGACCGACGCGAUGUACAUCAACCCAGACAAGGGUGAACCAUUUUGGCGCGACCUCUUCUCGAGGGGCAUGCUGGAGUUGGAGAGCCCGCUUCCGACGCGCUACAGCCGCGACACCGAGGCGCUGAGCACCAUCGACCGCAUCUUCAUCUUCCUGAGCACGCGUGUCGUCACUGACUGCGACGCCACGCUCGACGUUGUUCACGAAGUUCCUCGGCUGUCUGACUGGGCCCUCUCGGACCGCGCGAUCGCCCGCAUGAAAUUGGCCCCCAAGAGGCCCCCGCCGCAAGACAUGUGCUCCAUCCCGCCGGGCAUCUUCAAGUUCUGUAUCGACGCGGCCCACCUCGACCAGCUGGAGACAGGCCCCAAGUGGGCCAGGCUGAAGGAGCUCAUGCAUCUGGCUGCUGCAAUCACGCGUGAUGAGAUGCAGAAAGGGCUCUUGCCGCAUGCUGGCACAGGGGCGGCGGAGCUGACGUGCAUGGCGCUGCGGGCGAUUGCUCGGACGGUCUGGCGGCAAGACGUGCGCCUCGCUCACCGGCUGCGCGGCUCGUCGCCGUUGGCCGAAAAGUACCUCCAGAUUGGCCCGGACAACCUGGUAUACCUGGCCCACCCGUCGGAGUACCGCGAGCCGGCGAUGCGGACCAACCAGGGGCGCUUCGACGAGAUGGCGCAGCAAGCAGCGAGGUCCGCAGCGAGGCGGCCCCGCCAUGGACAGGGUGAUGAUCACCCCGCUGGCCCCGCGGACGAGGUCAGGCUCCGCCAGACUUCGACGCGGCAGGCGCUAGCGUGGAACCCGGCCAGGCGACGUCUCAUCCUUCACGGCUUGAAGCACAUGCAGGGCGGGAACAUUGAGGUUGAGCGCAACGCGACCGCCAUGGCUGGCUUGAUCAAGCAGCACUGGGGGCCCAUCUUCGCGGAGGCCACGCGUUCUCAGAUGGUGUCCGUCUCCUUCCACAUUUACCACAAGCUGCGGAGCGCUCUGCAGCCACUCUCCGCCGCCACGGCCGCGCAGGGAAGCGGCACCCCCAGUUUUGGCUUCUCCGGGCCGCCCGCCGCGGGCGAGUCCAGGCCCGCGUCGCUGCAGGCGCUCGGCGAGCCGCCGGGGCACCCCGGAGGUGCCGCGGCGCCCGUGGCCGCCGCCGUGGCCGUGGGCCUGCUCGCCUCGGCGGCGCGGCGCCGCAGGGCACCGCGGGGCAGGCGCUCGAGCGCGGUCCCGCGGCAGACGGCCGAGGAGGCCAGCAGUACGGCCGGCGCCAGGGCACGCAGGUUACGGGUCGCUGGGGCUAUCGGACGCGUCGUGCGAGCAGCACGGGCUUCGUUGCCACACGCUGCGCAUCGCGUGCGAGAAGCCGUAAGAAGGAGGGCCGGCGCAACCACGCCUCAGGCUCCCCAGGAGGCGGUAAGUGACGACAACGACGAUUACGAGGAGCUGUACGCUUACUCUUCACGACUGGUCAAGAUCUUCGCUGCUGUGACCUUCGUCCCGUUCCUCUUCUGCCUGAAGAACUUUUUCUUUUACAGCAAGAAGCUCAGUGACUUCAACCUCGAGUAUGGGCCACACCUGGCCACGUCAACCUUGAAGGCGACGUCUAUGAUCCAGUUUGUCAUGAUCGCGCUGACUCUCGCGUGGCGCUGCAAAUACAGAGACUCGAAGAUGGAUCGUCUUUUCGCAUGGCUCUUCGUUCCCGAAGGUAUCUGUCAUAUACUUCUUCAUUAUUUGAAUCACAUCGACUCUUGGGUUGGGAACUUCGCAUUCGGCUAUGCAUUUAGUGCUGGCAUUGCUCUGCCUGGGUUCCUUUCCCUCAUAGCCUGGUGCCCGAAAAACAAGAUGAUCCCAUGGCUAUACAUGAUGUUGUACGUCGUCACGCAGAUUCCCAUUUGCCAUGGAUUGACGUUCAUGGAAGGGCCAGCUAAGAUGCGAUUGAACUACGCCAACUUGAACACCGCAACCAUAACAGGGCCUUUCUUCUAUGGCAUGCUGAAAAGGUGGAGCGACAUCCCAAAGCUUCCAGUUUUCCUGGCGUGUGCGACGAUCACAUACCAGGUCACGAUGGGCAUCAUUGGACCGAUUAACAGUGGAGCAGCCUUGAAGCUGUACGACCCAUCGGUUGUGCUCCAGCACGGAAUCGUGGAUAUCGGAUUUGGAAUAUCGUAUGCGGCUUCCAUCUAUUACGGUCUCUUCAGGCCUGGAGUCGAGUGGAAUGCUAAGCGUUGA